AGCUCUUUUUCAGCCUGAAACAGAACGGAACCAUUUUUCCUCCUUAAAGUGCUGGAGUGGUUCAUGUUGGUGGAUUAUCUACUCGUCUGGAACUUAUCUUUUAAAAAGGAAGCUCCUGCUUACAGCAUUCCAGCUAUCAGCCUGCUGAAUAUUCAUUAUCCUUCCUUCACCUGUGCUGCAAGGCAUUAUGUUGAGCAUGAGAAUUCCAGACCUUAAAUUCCUCUAAUAGGUGCACAAGGCUCGUGCAUACUGAAAUUGUAGAUCUUCACCCAUAUCCAUUCUGCCUGUGACAUGCACCGCCGGGGAGUGCAGUGAUGCAUUCAUGAGGACGCUGAUGAGGACAGCUCUCUGAUUCCUGGGCAGGUGUCACACCUGCAGAUCACGAGGCCUCCCAGAGCUUAUGCCUUCAGGCUAACCUGAAACAGAUACUGCCACCAGUGCAUGGUCCUCUUAGUCAACCUUGCAGCUCCACGUGCUUCACGCUGCCCACAAUGCCAACCUUACCUGAAGACAAGGGACAAGCAAAAGAGGCCCAGCACAACAGCUCUCCUCCAGCCAAAGACACAACUGUUGAAGGGACAACAUGCAGCACACCUUCUAUUGUUCUUCCAGAGAAUGCUGUCACUCCAGAUGUAGAAAUUGAUAAAAAUCUGGUUAACAGGCCUCGGAGUCCUCAUAGGAGGCAUUCUAACCGUGCCACCAGGAAUUCAACAAGUUCACUGACUUCUGUUGACAAUAGUGGUCAUGUGAUUGAUCUGGUGAAUGAUCCACUACCAGAUGUCAAAAUAUCAGAGGAAGACAAAAAGAAGAACCUUGAAUUGUUAGAAGAAGCAAAGAAAGUGAGUGAGAGGUUCCUAACACGCAGAGGCAGGAAGUCAAGAAGCAGCCUCUCAGAAUCACCCACAGGGUCUGAUGCAUGCACAACCACUAGUAUUGAGUCAGUAUCUCCAGGGCAGAAUAACAGAAUUGUGAAAGAGGAUGACAGGCAAACUGCAGAGAAUGCUGCAAAAGGAUUAAUUGAUCGAAGGCAGAAUGAUCAAAGAAAGAUUUCUCAGGGAAGGUUGGUUCCUCGUUCUGCUGGCUUUGAAAACUCCAAAGAGAAGCUCUCAGACCAAAAGGAAAACUUUGAUCCAUGUAAACAUAUGGAUACUUUUCCUAAAUUCUCCCCUUCAGCUGGUGAUGGUGGCAGAAUGUCUCUCAAUACUUGUGUGAAUGUUUGUGAAAAUGAACUUGGAAAAUCAUUCCUCAAGAAAGGGAAAGAAAAUGAUGUUCCUUUAAGAACCCAUCUACCAGGACCAGGAAUAGGAAAUAUGGACUCAAAGCUAAAAAUUCCUGUUCCAGAAAUGAGGGACCAUAAAGUUCCAUGUAAACCAGAAUUUAAACUGUGUGGACUGCGUCCUCCUCUAUUACGGGCUGUGUCCUGGGAUAGCUUGGAGCCUGGACAGAAAGAGAAAACCCCUUUAAAAUUGCCAUCUGAGGAAGAUAAAAGCUUUCUUGGUAAUAAAUCCAGCAAUCAGUUAAAAGCAUUCAAAGACCUUCAAAUCCAAGUUCAACCAGUUCGAAUGCAGAAGCUGACAAAGCUCAGAGAGGAGCAUAUUUUGAUGAGAAAUCAAAAUUUAGUUGGACUUAAACUUCCUGAACUUAGUGAAGCAGCGGAACAGGAAAAAGGCCCUUCACCUCUGCCUUCCCCCACUGAAGAGGAAGAGACAAAGAGCAGCUCUGAUGUCAUGCCCAGCAUUCCUGAUGUAUUGCUGCGAAAGCUGAGAGUGCACAAAUCCCUUCCAGGAAGCUCCCCACCACUCACUGAAAAAGAAGUUGAGAAUGUGUUCGUACAACUCUCCUUGGCCUUUAGAAAUGAUAGUUAUACAUUGGAAUCUAGAAUUCAGCAGGCAGAGAGAGAGAGAAAUCUUACUGAAGAGAAUGCUGAGAAGGAACUGGAAAACUUUAAAGCAGCCAUUACGUCUUCAGCUCACCUGUGGCACCACUAUGAGCACAGGGAAGCCUACCAGAAGCUCCUGGAGGACAUUGUGGUGCUGCGGCGUUUGGCUGCCAGGCUCUCCAGCCGCGCCGAAAUGGUUGGAGCCGUUCGCCAGGAGAAGCGUAUGUCAAAGGCAACAGAAGUAAUGAUGCAGUAUGUGGAAAAUCUGAAAAGGACAUAUGAAAAGGAUCAUGCUGAACUAAUGGAGUUCAAGAAACUUGCCAAUCAGAAUUCUAGCAGAACCUAUGGUGCAUCUGAAGAUGGGGUUCCUCGUUCAUCUAGAUCCAUGUCUCUCACUGUUGGAAAGAAUAUGCCUCGAAGGAGAGUCAGUGUUGCAGUUGUUCCUAAAUUUAACUCCUUGAACAUUCCUGGUCAGUCACCAACAGCUUCACCUAUACCUUCAAUGCCAUCCCUGUCUGAAUCACCCAGUAAUGGAAGGAGCAACCUAACAUCUACUCCUGCUCUGCCAGCACUUCUAGAAAAUGGGAAGUCAAAUGGAGAACCUGACUGUGAAACCUCAACUUCUGUGCUGACACAGGGCGGGUUGGAAGAGAUCAGUCCUGAAACUAAAGCCAAGAUAGAAGAGGAAGCAUAUAACAAGGGAUAUCAGGAAGCCUUGAAGAAGGCUAAAGAACUUCAGGAACUGAAGGAAGAAGAUGAAGAGACACCCAAAGAAAGUCAUGAGGAACAUGAAGAAAGUGAAAAUGAAGAUGAGAUAAAAAAUCUGAAAAGCAGCAGACUUGAAGUCAUCGUUAAUUAUUUAUAUAUCCUGUACCCCAAACUGUGCAAACACUGGAAUGUGGUUUGGCUUGUGGUGGCUGCAAUAGUCAUUUUUGCUGUGGUGUUGGGAAUCUACCAUUCCUACAACUCCUGUGAUGAAAAGUCAGAGGCACCUGAAGGGAAGGCCAGCUGCUCUGCGGCCCAGCAGUAUUCCUGGUGGAACUCAGGAUUCCGACAGCAGCAACGCACGGAAUAACAGAGGGACAGCCACGCCCUUGUGGUCCCUGAGCGAGUUUGUGUAUUAGAGCACCGUGUUUAAAGGUAGUGCUUAGUCAUCCCUGUGGCUGUUCCACUGAUCCCUUAGGCAAGUGAGUUACUCUACACCACCAGGUUUGGGAUCCAUGGUGAGCAUUCCUUGCUAAGAUACCAAUCUGAUCCAUAAUCCUGUCUGUCCUCUUAUUGUAAAGGACUCAUAGAAAUAAAGUAGUGUUGAAUCAUGGUAAGGUUGUGGCAGUAAUCAGCAACCUGCAAGACAUUUAAAAGAAUGAUUUGCACAGGACAUUGACAUUUUGAAGACCAUCAUAAAACCCCCAUUUGCAGUUAAUUCUUUACUUUGCAUUUCCUGAAUUUACUGUUGAUUGUUGAAGUACUAAUUGCAUUUAAGUCCUUUGGGUUUUAAGAGGCUAAUUAAUUUCCUUAUUCGUUACUAUUCAGUAGAAAUAGAAGCACUUCCAUGGAAGAAUAUAAUUAUAUUCUAAGACCAAAUGCCUUGCUGCUAAAGUCAUUUUAUAAGAGGAAUUAUCUAUAUGAUUAUUUAAAUGGAAUGCUAAGUACGUGCAUAAAUGUUUUUUAUGAUAUGUUUUAAGAAUGGGACCACCACUUUUUUUAAAAUGAGGUACUCAACAGAACCUAAAAUGGGGUCUAGGUGGCACUGCUGAUAUCAUCCAAUAAGUCUGGAAACUUCUGCUAUAUAAAAGUUUCCAAAAAUGAAUGUAUGCCACUCAGUCAGUACUGGUUACAGCCAAAAGUGGUAACUGCCUGGAAGGAUCCAUGUGCUACCCAAGCCCAAAACACAGCAGUCUUGGACAUGGGAAGCAAUCUUCAAUUCUUGAUUGAAAAAGAAAACAAAUGUCUUCAAACCUCUGUAUGGAGGUGAUCACACCAAGUGGACUCUGCCCUCCUGCUAACACUGGAAUAGGCAUUCUUGGAGAUCUGCAGCAGGAGCAGAGCCCUGAGAGCAGCCAGAACCCAACCAGUGCCUGCAUGAAUCAGGCCAUGGUAGCAAUGAGGCCUUAGGAGAGAUCCCUGUGUGUCUUCAGUAGUUCAUUUUCAGAAUCUGAUGGCAAGACCAAAACUGAUCUGAUACACUUCCAAAGUCAAACUCAUCUUUUGCCCAGAUUUUUUGCCAGUUCUGCCUAUUUGGGAGUUGUGAGUUCUUACACAAGAAUAUGAAAGCCUGAAUUUUUUGGACAAGCUAUUUGAAAAUAGUGAAGGCAUUACCUGUACAAAACCCAGCACCUAGGGUUGAGACCAAAAUGUGUGUCAGUGGAGGUGUGCCAUUUGUACCUGCUGAGCACCACUUCUGAGGGAAGGUGAACCAUGUUUGUCUUUCCGUAGCUAUGGCCACAAUGGCAAAUCCAGUGUGACCCUCGAUUGCACUCCUGUCCCGCAUCCUCCUGGCAUUUUCUGGUUGAGAAAUGGGUCUGUUUUCCAUCAGAAGGAUAAGAGUGUUAUGAAGUACUGUAAUUUCAGUUCUGAUACAGUCAAUAUUGUCCUGUCUUCUUUUGGUGGAAACACUGAACUUUAAGCUAACUGUCAAAAUAGGUUUCUAACUCAGUCAGAAAUUUAGUUCACAUACCUGGCACUAAUAACAAAUAUCCUGCUGGUGAAUUUUUGUUGGCCAUAUGUUUCUUAGAAGAUAUUUAAAUGGGAAAAGAAAAAUUAAAAAAAAAAAAGCAGACCACUACCACAUUUUUUGGGGGUGGAGAAGGGAGUCUAUAAGCAAUUAGAAGGGUUUUUUUAUUU
Camarhynchus parvulus is the source of this 4723-nucleotide messenger RNA. RefSeq names its product murine retrovirus integration site 1 homolog (gene IRAG1). Lineage: Eukaryota; Metazoa; Chordata; Aves; Passeriformes; Thraupidae. The transcript has 24 exons. The coding region runs from base 492 to 2954 and encodes 820 amino acids. The record is from RefSeq and is a predicted model, not a curated record.